UGUUAGAGAAAGACAAAUUCUGUGUGAAGAACAGCUGAGUUUUGACGUUUCAUUACCGAAAUUCAAAUAAACGAAAUUAAAAUUGAGGUAAAACAGUUUUGUAACAAUAAAAAUGAAAUUAAAGUGGCAAGACAACUACGUAUUCCAUUUAAUUGACAAAGUCCACGGUGCAGAAUAUAUAUGGAAUCAUAUGCUACCAUCAUAUAAGCACAAAUAUAAAAAACAGCAGUUUUGGCUCGCUUUGGUGGAUGAAAUGAACUCAACGUUCACAGCAAAUGUACCAUUUCAAUACGAUGAAGUUACGCACAAGUGGUGCAACAUCAAGUCAUAUUUCAGUUCAGAGAAGCAGAGGAUGGACAAGGCAAAGAGAAGCGCUGCCGGCGGAGACGAAAACGUACAGACCAGCUGGAAGUUCUAUGAAGCUUUGAAAUUCCUAAAACAUGUGAAUGAGCAUACACCAUCAGUGAAUAAUUUUAAUAAGUGGAGUUUGCAGGUACGACUUUUAUUGUGUGAAUCCGGGCAAAGCGUCGAUUCGCGUGCUACGUAAAAUUUGCUUAAUAUUUUCAUUCUCUUGUAGAACCUGGGGAGCAACUGCAGCCUGCAGAAUGUUUCGAUCCAGGCUUUGACUCAGAGUCAUCCUUUUCACUCAUCGAAGACAACACAGAGUUCAUUACAAUUACCCCUCUUGCAAUUACAAGUAACAGCAGUAUCCAGUCGCUCCAAGAUACUAAAAACAUCUCUACAGAAGACACUAAUAGUGAUGCAACACCAAUUAAAAUCAUAUCGGAUGAGAUUGUAACUCCACCUCUGGUUACUUCGCAAAACUGUGGUCGGUUUGAUGACAAUAACAACAAUAGCACUAGAAAGUUGGUCCAUGCAACAAGAAAACGAAGAACAAAAAUUAAUAAUGAUUUGGAUGAAAACGCCUCUGCUUUAAUCGAAGCAUCACAAAAUUUAACAAAUGCCUUUCAUGUUGCAUCAAAAACAAAUAACACUGACGAAAUUGUAAAACUGGACCCCGACUUGCAACUCAAAGCGAAGAAACAAAUGCAUGACAUUUUGAUGGAUCUGCAAAGUGAGCAAUUGAAACGGAAUGGGCUUAUGUAACACAAUGACUAUUUAUAUGUAUGUAUGUAUUUACACUCAUAGACAAAAAUAGGAGUGUCCCUUUUUGUCAUGUUUUGACCAUUUUCCGUAGGUUAUUGAAUUUUAAUAACUUAUUUAUAAAACUUUAGUUAACUCUACAACCAAACACAUAUCACUAGAAGCUUUAAACUUUAAACAAAAUUCAAGAAAAUGCAUAAAAUUACAUAACAAUUUCGAACUUCCUUUUAAGUAUUUCAAAAACAAAAUGGGUGGUUGCUCAGCUUAAAAAAAAACAAUACCCAAAAUUAACGGUGAUCUUAAGCCACUUGAAAUUUGCCAUUUAUUACAUAAAAAUUACACAUCUACACAGACAUGCAAUUUUCUUUUUA
Molecule: messenger RNA, 1475 nt
Organism: Rhagoletis pomonella (apple maggot)
Lineage: Eukaryota; Metazoa; Arthropoda; Insecta; Diptera; Tephritidae
Exons: 2
Coding region: 113-547 (144 amino acids)
Source: RefSeq, a predicted model, not a curated record